AUGAAGUUAAACAUUGCUUACCCAGUGAACGGUACUCAAAAGAGCAUUGAGAUCGAUGACGACCUCAAAUUGAGAAACUUUUACGACAAAAGGAUCGGUCAGGAAGUUGAAGGUGACAACCUUGGCGAUGAAUUCAAAGGUUACGUCUUCAAAGUUACCGGUGGUAACGAUAAGCAAGGUUUCCCUAUGAAGCAGGGUGUUGUUGCUCCUAGCAGAGUCAGAUUGUUGUUUGCUAAGGGCUACACUGGCUACAGACCAAGAAGAGUUGGUGUGAGAAAGAGAAAGUCCAUCAGAGGUUGUAUCGUUGGUAGCGAUUUAGCUGCUCUUAACUUGACUGUUACAAAACAGGGUGAGAAGGAUAUUGAAGGUUUGACUGAUGCUCAGGCUCCAAAGAGAUUGGGACCUAAGAGAGCCAACCACAUCAGAAAGUUCUUUGGUUUGACCAAGGAGGAUGAUGUUAGACAGUUUGUUAUCAGAAGAGAAGUUGUCAAGGGUGACAAGAAGUACACCAAGGCUCCAAAGAUCCAGAGAUUGGUUACCCCCCAAAGGCUACAGAGAAAGAGAGCUGUCAAAGCUCAUAAGAUCAAGAACGCUCAGGCACAGAGAGAUGCUGCUGCUGAGUACGCCCAGUUGUUGGCCAAGCGUUUGCACGAGCGUAAGGCUGAGAAGGCCGAGAUCAGAAAGAGAAGAGCUUCAUCUUUGAAGGCUUAA
Messenger RNA from Brettanomyces nanus, 711 nucleotides. It is a transcript of the gene RPS6, whose product is annotated as 40S ribosomal protein S6. Gene Ontology annotation, molecular function: structural constituent of ribosome. The record is from RefSeq and is a predicted model, not a curated record. Bases 1 to 711 code for a protein of 236 amino acids. Gene Ontology annotation, cellular component: ribosome. NCBI's taxonomy places the organism in Eukaryota, Fungi, Ascomycota, Pichiomycetes, Pichiales, Pichiaceae. The transcript has 2 exons. Gene Ontology annotation, biological process: translation.